UUAAGCUAAGUUGGCACACGCAGCUAGCAUGUGUAGCUAGCGGUUAAUGAAGCGAACAUCUGCGGUGUUGUGUUAACGGUCAGCUGGAGGUGCAGGGUGAUGAGACACUCGAGCAUUUGAACGUUACAUCAUCACCGCAUUCAGCUUAAACCGCGUUCAUAAACGUUCUGCUUCGUCACGAUAAUAAACCACAGCUAGCAAAACGCUAUAGGUUCAUCACAUGACCAGAACUGAUGCAAAUAUCGACUUAUCCGACCUCUAGCUGCCGUUUUAUAAAAGAUGGUGUAAGGGUGACAAGCAAUGGCUGACUUUUAAUGCCGAACUUGUAUUAAUAUAAAUAAUGAAACUUGUGUCAACAUUAAAAGACUGGAAAUAAAAUGUGUCGCCCGCUAAGUUGUAAAUAGCUAUUAAAUGUUUAUACUGCAGCAAAAAUUGUUUACGUUUAUUAAUGUAACAAUUAAAAAACAGCGUGGCGGUCAGUCAUUAAUGCAAAAGAAGUAUACAUUAAAAUAAAUGUUGCAAUAACAAGAUUUUACUGUAUAUUAUCUUAAUCGUAAAAGGCUUUAACAGUUGUAUAUACUGUCAACUUCAACGUUUAUUUGUCUGAUGAAUAAUAUAUAUUUUGACAACAAAGCAAACUAAAACUUUGUUGCGUUCAGUUGUAGCAGGAAAACUACGACAUAGAUAUAACAUUUUUCAAAAUAAAAUACAGGAUCAGGGGUCCAUAAUGAACGGGCAAUUAGUAAAUAUAAAAACGUUUUUAAACAAAGGCAAAAAAGAGAGCUUGGUAAAAUGUCUACUGAAAUGGCGAUAUGAUUUGUCUUAAAGUAGGCUACACCUCCGAUUAUGCACACAUUUUAUAGGUUGAGUGACUAGAUAAAAAUUUCAUUUUACUAUAGUACAAAAUAAAGGGUUACGUACGGUAAUGACAAAAAACUGAAAAAAAUGCUUAAGCCCCUAUUGCAGAAAUGCUUCCAAAAUACACAUUUAUGUUUUUGUGCAGUGAAUAUUUCUUUAAUAAGUAUAUUUUAUACGCAUAACUCUGCAAGAACACGACUUUUAUUGUAAACAAGCACAACAUAUUUAUUUAAAUUUAAAAACAACACAGAUGCUAUUACAUCAUUACACAUAAAUGCUGCUGGAAGUGGUGUUGAUAGUGUAACAGGGUCCAUCUUUUUACGUCUCAUUUCUCCCAUUGGCCACAAAUGCAGCAUAGAAUGCCUUUCUGUAGUUGGAAAAUGUGUAGCCAAUCACAAACCCCGGAGACAGUAAACCCCUCCCAUUUCUCCCACCAACGUGUUGGAGUUGGCCAAAGUUCUACUACAGUUCCUGGAGUCAAAAAGCACGUUGCUUUGACAGAAGGAGAAAGCCGCUGGUCGUUUAGUCAUCUGGUGAGAUUUCUGACAUCAUGCCAACACCAAGUGAAAACACACUCUUUGGGAUGGGAAACCCCUUGCUUGACAUUUCAGCUGUUGUGGACAAAGACUUCCUUGACAAGUUCGGGCUGAAGCCAAAUGACCAGAUCCUCGCUGAGAACAAACACAAAGCCUUAUUUGAAGAAAUUGCCAAGAGGAACAAGGUUGAGUACCACGCCGGUGGUUCUACCCAGAACUCAGUGAAAAUUGCUCAGGUUAGUCUUUUUGGCUGACUGCAGUGUGCCUGGAUGUGUUGUGAAUAUACAGUGGUGCGCCUGUAACCUUAGAUUUGUCUGCCUGGCAGCUCUGGGAAUACACAGCAAAGCUGCACGGCACAUUGACACAUUACAGUCCGAGCUGCUGUGAAUUCAUCAGACCUGCCGCGGAAAGGAGAAAGGCGGGGAGGAUUAAUAACAUCUACAGUGUUAUCUAGUUGGCCUAAUUUCCUGAGACAUAUCAAGCAUCAAUUAGAGAGAAUUACAAGUAGAUGCAAUUAACAUGUCACAACAAAUUAUAUCCAACAAACGCUGAUCUCCUCUCUGGCUGUUAGACAGAUUUGAGCAUCUGAAGGAAAACUGGCGAUUGUUCAAAUCUAAACUGACAAUCUGAACUUUAGAAGAUUAUUUACUAAUUCCUUUUUUUCCCCCUUUUUUAAAGUGACUGCAGCGAGUCUUUGAAUUUGACGUGCGGUGAUUAGCGGCUGAUAAGACUUCGAUCUGUUCACAAUAAACAAAGAAAAAGCAUCCAGCUGAAAAAUAAUUCUCUUCCAAGGAGGGGAAAUGAGUGCAGAAGCUAAUUGAGAGGCUGAUGUCUGUGGAAGCAGCAAGUCUUUCUUGUGUGUGUGUUUUUGAACGUGUGUAGAUUUUGUACAUAUACUCACGAGUGUGUUUGUGUGUAUUUAUCAAAAGAUAGAUGCCGAGCUGGGGAAAAGAAAGUAGGCAGGCCCUGAGGCAGUCACCAUCUCUGUGCUUAAGAGACAGUAAACAUCCUUUAAAGAGAAACGCGUAGCUGUGCACCUCCAUACAAACACUCUUUAAUUAUCAAGAUCAUAAGCGCUUGCAUAAAACUCCGUCUCUUACAGACAUUAGCUGUCAGCUGGGUUUUAUUCUCUGGGCAGCAGCUCCUCCUUUCUUUUUGAAUUCAGUGUGCUGGAUGCAGUUAAAGCUCCAUUUUCUUCUUUUCAAGCUUUAGAGAUGCAAAAAAUUUCAACAGGAGGCUACAUCCUAAUCUCUCCUUAUAAACAUGGCUACAAUAAAGGCAUAUGCGUUUAUUCAGUUUGAUGAAAUAAGUGCUGACGAUGAUUUUCCAUAUUUUAUUUAAGAGGACACUGUUAGAAAUUUGCCCUAAGCUGCAAAUCAGCUCCCUGGUGAAAUUAGAUGGCUAAAGAGAUUUUCAUCGCUGGCCCCCUCGCUGGAAGCUGGAGCCGUCAUGGCCUCUUCUUCUCCUCUGUGCCCUGAGAGAAGCGUUCAGCUGACUAAAUUGGUCUCAUAUCGGCAUAGAGGGCCCUUGUCAGAUGUUAUUCUACUCUGUUUAUUUGGAUAUUUACCCCCUUCUGAGUAAAGAUGUAGAGCUGAUUCUGAAAUGCUCGAGAUAACAAGAGUGUUUUCGUCCCACACCCCGAAGUCCCAGAAACAGUUUGUGUCAAUAUAUACCUUCAAGCGCUGACUUUUCCGCAUUUCACUUUCAGUUUACGGUGUUCUUUUAUGGAGGGGGAAAAAAUGUUUAAUGCAUAACUGGCUCCCGGAUUAUCACAUUGUAGCACCUGCAAUAUGUGAAACUUCAAACCCGGCUGUAUUGUGGAAGCUUGAACCUUCAAACACAAAUGAUAUGCACCACAGCACUGAAUCCACAUCAAAGGGACCCCGGCAACUAAAUGAGAUGCUCGAUCCAGGGCAGGUUUGCUCGCCAUCGCCGCUGCAUGGAGGGAGAGAGGUGUUCAGAGGCUUUGCGCAGGAAUCGCUGGGAAAAACCCAAGGUGUGGGAGGAUCAAUGUGUUCGCUGGUAGAACUCACACUUCCCUCCGAAACCCAGACGUCUGUGAUAGGUUAAACGCCUUCGCUUCAUGCAAGGUUUUGCACACUAUCAAGGAAAAUUUCCACCUUGGCUCUAGGUAGAAGCGGAAUCGAUGGUAACUGGAUUUAGUCAAAUGAGAAUUGACUAAGAAGAAGCUUGGAUGGUUAAAUUUUGCUUCCUUUUAACCACCGUCCCCACCUUUGAUUGGAGCUGUUAGCUGGGUCAAUCCCAGUUUUUCUUGUCCUCAAAGGGACAAAGUAGGGGUCUCAAAUUUGUACUUCCUUAGCUGCACUCAAGUGCUCCUGACCAAACCGUAGAUCUGUUUGGAUCAUGUCCGUAAACCCACGAGCAUGUAUGCAGGGAUAAAAAAGGGUUUCUAUGGUAUAAGUGGGUUGGAGGUUGCUGCCUGUGCCCUGGCUCUAACAAACACCACACCCUGAAGGGGCGUCCAACAUAAAGGCUUACUUACUGGAUGUUGCAGGGGCUGUAAGGUAACAAAAACCAGCCCCUCACACAUCAAAGAGCUUCUGCUCAGAUAAGGCUGAGCGGAAAACAACAAUUAUAAAUAUAUUAUCUCAGUUAUUUGCAAACUUGAAGAGACCGGAAUGGUGGGAAAAAGCGUCUUUUCUUAGGAUGUGAUGCAGAAUUUACUGAGUGGUGUUUAUCACAGGUGGCAGAAUUGGUGGGGGGAGUCGGUUUACUGGAGGGCUGUAUCAAGAAGCACAGUCAAUUCAUUUGGACAGAACAUCAAAGUCCUCCAACAGCUCCUGAGGGCCCAGAGAUUGAAGUCUGUGCAGAGACAGGCUCAUAGGGAGUUAUUGCUGCUGUAAGAGAAGUGGAUCCUGCCCUGGCCGCUUCGUGUAAACCGCUCGUGCUCAUUAGGCUCCCCACAAAUCAACAUCAUUGACGUAUUGUGUUUCUUUGCAUCGUAAGCAGCCAUU
Molecule: messenger RNA, 4369 nt
Organism: Nothobranchius furzeri (turquoise killifish)
Lineage: Eukaryota; Metazoa; Chordata; Actinopteri; Cyprinodontiformes; Nothobranchiidae
Source: RefSeq, a predicted model, not a curated record